AAGUGCUCCAGUGCGGGAGGAAGGUGGGGAGGAGGGCGCAGGCUGCGCAGGCACAGCUGCUGCUCUCAGCAGAAGAACCUUUCACCUGCUGGGAGCUGUCCUUCACAAGGCAGCACUGGGUUUUUUGGAUCCUGAAAAUGAACUUCGGGAGGAUUUUCCUAGUCAAGUGCUUGCUGCUUUUGUUUCCCAAUGCAAAAUGUACCAGUACCAUGAAUAUUUACAAGGCAGUGAAUGAGACAGCUCUGCUCAGUUUCACUGCUGAAAACAUGCACGAGACAAUAUGGAGCAAAAACAAUGAGAGGCUGCUUCAGAUAAAAGAUAAAAAAAUUAAAUAUUAUGUGGAGAAGACGCGGUGUAGGUGCAAGGUGCUCCUCAAUGGGACUCUCCGAAUAGAGCAGCUGGUGAAAGAAGACAGCGGGAUGUACAAGGUGUCUGCUUAUGACAAGAAUGGAGUGCUUAAGGCAGAUAAAACAAUAGUGCUCAUCAUUCUGGAGCCUGUUCCUCAGCCAAUCCUCAGCGCUGAAUGCAUUAAUAAAACCCUAUAUGUGAAAUGUGCAGUGAAGAAGAAGACUGAGGACCAAGUGUUUACAAUAGAAUUGACUCAAGAUAAAAUCAAUAAAUCCCAAACGAAUGUAACAGAGGUGGAAUUUACUACUCGACAUAGUGGGAGGUACAGAUGUAUUGUUAAGAACCAAGUCAGCAAAAAAACAACUGAAAAAGAACUCAAGUGCCCAGGCAAGCUGGACCUCUAUAUCAUCUCCUGCAUAGCAGGAGGCGCAGUAUUAUUUGUUGUCUUUGUGAUUAUGCUGAUUUAUUGCAUCAGGAAGAAAAAAGCAGAUAGGCUUGAAGAUGAUGAUGAGGAAAGGAUGAUGCAGACCCACCAGGUGGACACAGAGAUGGCGAUGCGGAAGCUCCCUCAACCACCAUCCAACCCUACCUCCCAGCAGACCCAUGUGCAGCAGAGGCCUCUGCCACAGCCCCGUGCACAGCAGCAAGCAGUGCCCCCACGGCCCAGGCCACGCACCCAGCUGCAGGCCCCAACCCAACUGAGAGAGAGGCACUAAGCACCUGGCUGGGGAGAUGGA
Molecule: messenger RNA, 1085 nt
Organism: Numida meleagris (helmeted guineafowl)
Lineage: Eukaryota; Metazoa; Chordata; Aves; Galliformes; Numididae
Gene: CD2
Product: CD2 molecule
Exons: 5
Coding region: 138-1064 (308 amino acids)
Source: RefSeq, a predicted model, not a curated record